AUGGACAAGAAACUCGCCAAAUUGCCGCGUGUUUGCAACGAUAAGACCGUCAAUCUAUCGGAUAGCGAGGCAGAAAAAAGCCUUAACUUCCUCGGAAACCAAGUCGACGAUAUGAGUCGCUUCCGUGAGUUUGCCGAGAAAGAAUUCAAACAACUAAAUAAACGUCUCGAAGGAGUGGCAAAAAAAUCAGAUGAACUUUCAGAUGCCAUAGAUCAUAUUCAAAAGUACAGUUAUCAGUACAACGUCAAACUUCUCGGUGUUCCCGAAUGGAAUGAAAGAGAAACAGCUGCCACGUCGACUGAGUUAUGCGUUCGACUAUUUAACGGAAUGGGUGUAGAAGUAAAAGCCCACAAUAUUGAUAUAGCACAUCGAGUCCCGCACAGAAAUGCAUUCGCUACAGGCCCGAAACCCAUCGUCUGUAAAUUCGUUCGAAGAGUGGUCAAAGAUGAAGUUAUUCGACAACGAAAAGAAGCGAGUAAAGUAAAAUCUGAAGCCUUGGGCCUCUCGUCAGACGCUUCCCUUUGUAAUGUUUUGGUCAUGGAACAUCUUACGCCGAAAGCACAAAAUCUUCUCGCCGAAGCUAAACGGUUCUCAAAACAGCAUAACUUCAAGUUUUGUUGGGUGAAAAACGCUAAAAAUAUACCUAAGAAAGAAUGA
Paramuricea clavata is the source of this 657-nucleotide messenger RNA. The record is from the annotation of a GenBank genome assembly. NCBI's taxonomy places the organism in Eukaryota, Metazoa, Cnidaria, Anthozoa, Malacalcyonacea, Plexauridae.